Messenger RNA from Polyodon spathula (Mississippi paddlefish), 729 nucleotides. It is a transcript of the gene c1d, whose product is annotated as C1D nuclear receptor corepressor. The transcript has 5 exons. The coding region runs from base 46 to 492 and encodes 148 amino acids. Gene Ontology annotation, cellular component: nucleolus; exosome (RNase complex). The record is from RefSeq and is a predicted model, not a curated record. Gene Ontology annotation, biological process: regulation of gene expression; maturation of 5.8S rRNA. NCBI's taxonomy places the organism in Eukaryota, Metazoa, Chordata, Actinopteri, Acipenseriformes, Polyodontidae. Gene Ontology annotation, molecular function: DNA binding; RNA binding.
CCAGGAAGUAUACCACAGUUUCAAAACACGUGUGGAAAGAAGAAAAUGGCAGACCAAGAAGUGGCUGGGGAAGAGUACCCAACAGAAAUCCUUGAGUACCUGACAGCCUUUGAAUCCUCUCUUGAUUCUGUGGAUGAGAUGCUGAAGACCAUGAUGUCUGUUUCCCGGGGGGAACUGCUUAAUAAGCUGGACCCCCUUGAACAAGCUAAACUGGAUCUAGUUUCUGCAUAUUCUCUAAAUUCCUUGUUUUGGAUUUACUUGGUUACACAAGGAAUUAACCCUAAAGAACAUGCAGUGAAACAAGAAUUGGAGAGAAUAAGAACUUACAUGAACAAAGUGAAAGAAAUCACUGACAGGAAGAAAGCUGCAAGGCUGGACAAAGGAGCUGCUGCCAGGUUUGUUAGAAACGCUUUGUGGGAGGCAGAGUCUGAAGAAUCAAAAGCUGCACGUGGAGAUUCACAUCAAUCAAAACGGAGAAAACAACAGAAUUGAAAACAAAACACAACACAAAUGGGAUACACUUUAAUGUUUGGGGGGAAAAAGAAUUAAACACAUAAAAACGAAAAAACAAAGUGCUGCAUGAAUUAUGAAAGAUAGUACUUGGAAUUCAAUGUAUAAUGAACUCUCUUCUGUACUUGUCACUUAAAUUGUCAAAAUAUAGCGUUACAAGUCCCCACGUGUUGCUACAACUGUUUAAAUAAUGUUCCUGUAUUUUUUUUUCCAUUGUUA